CCUUAACUUUCAAAACAGAGUCAAUACAAAACAAAAAACCAUGGCUGAGUUAGGAACUGAGUUAGAGAACCUAAACUCGGUACCAAAGAUGAUCACCUUCCUCUCUUCUCUCCUUCAACGAGUCGCCGAGUCGAACGACAUCCAUCGUCGAUUAGAACCCCAGAAAGUGUCUGUUUUCCAUGGCCUUACUCAACCUACAAUCUCUAUUCAAAGUUACUUAGAGAGAAUUUUCAAAUAUGCAAAUUGUAGCCCUUCUUGCUUUGUUGUUGCUUAUGUUUACCUUGAUCGUUUCACUCAAAGACAGCCAUUAUUACCCAUUAAUUCUUACAAUGUUCAUCGUCUUUUGAUCACUAGUGUCAUGAUUUCAGCAAAAUUCAUGGAUGAUAUGUAUUACAACAAUGCAUAUUAUGCCAAAAUAGGUGGAAUAACCAUCACAGAAAUGAAUUUCCUUGAGGUGGAUUUCUUAUUUGGUUUGGGAUUUCAUUUAAAUGUGACACCCAACACAUUUCAUACAUAUUGUUCAUAUCUUCAAAGAGAAAUGUUGCUACUCCAACCCCCUCUAAAUGUUGUUUCUGAUUCGUCGUUAAUUAUGACAAAAUCAUCGAUUAAUUUUCACUCAUGUUUCAAUGACGAUGAACCCUCCUCUCAUCAACAACAACAGCAACAACAACAACAACGACAAUUAGCUGUUUAAUUAGCUAAUUAACGCGAUUUGAUGAUUAGAACUUAAGUUGUACUUAGCUUGUAGAGAUAAUCUUUGUCUCUUCUUUUUUUUUUUUUUUUUUCCACUUGUUGGUGAAAAUGAGCAAUAUGGCAUUACUCUCCCUUAGUUGGUUUCUCUCUUUUUCUUUAUUUCUUUUUUUGUGUCACUUUUUUAGGCAAAUAUUGGAUCUCCAAUUAAGUUUAGUCAGAUUGUACAGGUGGGUGUCUUUUCUUUACAGACUGGCUAGGAAAGUUUUAAAUGUUAUAUGUGCUCUCACUUUCUUACCAAGUUGUAUGUAGUACUGUAGAUCAGUAGA
This is a messenger RNA of Beta vulgaris subsp. vulgaris (sugar beet), 1019 nucleotides long. RefSeq names its product cyclin-U4-1. The coding region runs from base 41 to 694 and encodes 217 amino acids. Lineage: Eukaryota; Viridiplantae; Streptophyta; Magnoliopsida; Caryophyllales; Amaranthaceae. The transcript has 2 exons. The record is from RefSeq and is a predicted model, not a curated record. Gene Ontology annotation, molecular function: protein kinase binding. Gene Ontology annotation, biological process: regulation of cyclin-dependent protein serine/threonine kinase activity.